This is a messenger RNA of Choloepus didactylus (southern two-toed sloth), 3720 nucleotides long. RefSeq names its product coiled-coil alpha-helical rod protein 1 (gene CCHCR1). Lineage: Eukaryota; Metazoa; Chordata; Mammalia; Pilosa; Megalonychidae. Gene Ontology annotation, cellular component: centriole. The record is from RefSeq and is a predicted model, not a curated record. The coding region runs from base 89 to 2800 and encodes 903 amino acids. Gene Ontology annotation, biological process: protein export from nucleus; cell differentiation. The transcript is spliced from 16 exons.
ACUAGGCUUUCGAGCUGCCCGCCAUCCCGCCCGCUUUGCGCAGGCGUACUCAGGGGCGGAAGCCGGGGCCCGGGAGCCAAGUGGGAUCAUGGAUGGUUGGAGACAGAAUCUAGAGCCUUCAGAUAAUGUGGAGAUGUUUCGACCUUCAGGUUCCACUAGGCUAAUUCCCCCAUCCCACUUCCAAGCUCGGCCCCUUCCGACUGUGCCAAGAAUGGCUCCCACCUGGGUCUCAGACAUUCCCCUGGUCCAAUCCCUGGCCCAUCAAGACAUCUCAGAGAGGCGGCUAGACAACCAGAGACUGCAGGCGGGCAUGUGGGAACGGGAUGCUUCUGGCGAUGGACAGGAGCCUGCACGGAGAGACAGGUCCCUGGACUUACAAAGGUCACAGGCCCUGAGCCAGCAGGCCGAGCUGAUCUCCCGGCAGUUACAAGAGCUGCGGCGACUUGAGGAGGAGGUGCGGGUCCUGCAGGAGACCUCGCUGCAGCAGAAGAUGAGGCUGGAGGCCCAGGCCUUGGAGCUGGAGGCUCUGGCACAGGCAGAGAGGGCCGGCCGAGCUGAGGCUGAGGGCCUGCGCGCUGCCUUGGCCGGGGCCGAGGUCAUCCGGAAGAACCUGGAAGAGGGAAGCCAGCGGGAGCUGGAGGAGGUUCAGAGGCUGCACCAAGAGCAGCUCUCCUGCUUAACAGAGGCUCACCAGGAAGCUCUUUCCAGUUUGACCAACAAGGCUGAGGGCUUAGAGAAGUCUUUGAGUAGCUUGGAAGCCAGGAAGGCAGAGGAAGCCAAGGAACUGGCCAUGGCCCAGAAGGAGACUGAGAUGCUGCAGAAGCAGCUAAGCAAGACCCAAGAAGACCUGGAGGCUCAAGUGGCUCUGGUUGAGAAUCUAAGGAAAUAUGUGGGGGAACAAGUCCCACCUGAGAUCCGCAGCCAGACACGCGAUUUGGAGCGACAGGAGCUUCUGGAAACCCUGCAGCACCUGCAGGAGGACCGGGAUGCCCUGCGCUCCACCGCAGAGCUGCUGCAGGUGCGGGUGCAGAGCCUCACGUACAUGCUCACCCUGCAGGAGGAGGACCUGGCCAGGAAGGUUCAGCCUUCAGAGUCCUUGGAGCCCGAGUGUAUUAAGAAGGUCCAGUCCUUGCUGAACUGCUGGCGGGAGAAGGUGUUUGCCCUCAUGGUGCAACUGAAGGCCCAGGAGCUGGGGCACAGGGAAUACAUUGACCAGCUGAAGGGACAGGUGGCAGAGCUGGAGGGGAGAGUUGCAUCCCAGAGCCAGAAGGAGGCCAUCCUACAGCGCUCCCUGCAGGAUAAAACUGCAGAGGUGGAGAUGGAGCGAAUCAGCGCCAAGGCCCUGCAGGGGGAGCUGAGCCGGGCUCAGGAGGCCAGGCGCAGGCAGCAGCAGCAGACAGCUGUGGCUGAGGAGCAGCUUAAGCUUGUGGUCAAUUCUGUGAGCAGGUCUCAGAUGUGGCUCCUGAGCACCGUGGCUAGGGUGGAAGAGGCCACGUCCCAGCUCCCCAGCCUCAGCAACCGGCUCAGCUAUGCUGCCCGCAAGAUCCACACCAUUCAGGGUGGGUCCGGCAGCCACAGCUGCAUCCUGCCCAGCCCCUCCGGCGCUUGCCCUCUUCUUCCUGGCCCAGCUCUCCCUCAUCCCUCAUCUGUCCUCCUUCCUCUCUCUCAUCAGUCUUGGCAUCUCUUUUUCUCAAAAUCCCCACCUUCCCUUUGCUUUCCAGAAAACUCAUCUCUCUGUUGCUCUCUGCCCUUUUCCCUUCUAGGCCUGAUGGCUCGAAAAGUGGCCCUUGCCCAGCUGCGUAAGGAGAGCUGCCUUCCACCCUCACCCCCACACCCACCCCCACCCCCCACAGAUGUGAGCCUUGAGUUGCAGCAGCUGCGGGAAGAGCGUAACCGCCUGGAUGCAGAACUGCAGCUGAGUGCCCACCUCAUCCAGCAGGAGGUGGGCCGGGCCCGGGAGCAGGGGGAGGCGGAGCGGCAGCAGCUGAGCAAGGUCGCCCAGCAGCUACAGCAGGAGCUGCAGCGGACCCAGGAGUCCCUGGCCAACGUGGGGCAGCAGCUGGAAGUGGCUCGCCAGGGCCAGCAGGAGAGCAUGGAGGAGGCGGCCAGUCUCCGACAGGAGCUAACCCAGCAACAGGAGAUUUAUGGGCAAGGUGGGGGGGAGGGGUGUGGUCGCCACUCAGGGGUUGGAGGCUGCAGGCCAUGGCGCCUCCUGACACACCCCAUCUGCACCUCCACCCCAGUUCUACAAGAGAAGGUGGCCGAAGUGGAAUCGCGGCUACGGGAACAGCUAUCAGAAACAGAGAGGAGGCUGAAUGAGGCUCGAAGAGAGCACACCAAGGCUGUGGUGACCUUGCGCCAGAUCCAGCGCAAAGCUGCCCGGGAAAAGGAACGGAACCAGGAGCUCAGGCACCUGCAGGAUGAGGCCCGGAAGGAGGAGGGGCUGCGGCUGACCCGGCGCCUGCAGGAGCUGGAGAGGGAUAAGAACCUCAUGCUGGCCACCUUGCGGCAGGAGGGUCUCCUCUCCCGUUACAAGCAGCAACGGCUAUUGGCACUUCUUCCUUCCUUACUGGAUGAGAGGAAAUCCAUGGAGUCCAGCUUCAGGCCUCCAGGGUCUUCAUCACCCUCGGCUCCCUUGGCCCCUUCCCCUCCAGCAGUGGCAGUCUCCCCCAGGGACUCAAAAAAAGGGUCCCUCUGUGCCCUGCUCGAUGACCUUCAUGGCCUGAGUGAAGCCAUUUCCAGAGAGGAAGGUAUUUGUCAAGAAGACAGCCAGAACUUUCCUGCUUCAGUCGGCUGCUGAGCAGCUGUGAGCCUGAGGGGCAGCCAGCCUGGGGGAGCCAGGAAGGUGUGGAGAAGUGGGGCAGCCAGCCAGCCAGCCCAGCCCUCUUCCCUGUAUAAGGGCCGCCACUAAGAGGUCUGUGAAUCCUCUUGUGCUCAAUAAAGAUGAUGAUGGUCAGAGACGUUGCUUGGAAGUAUAGUCUCUGGGAAUAAAAGGGAAUUCUCCCUGCAGCCAUCUCUUUUCCUGGAGGUGUGAGAAGUGGCCUCCCAGCUUUUUCUGCAGACUGUCUUUUUCAAAACUCCCUUCUUUGGCUGCUUUGGAAGCUUUUGAGAAGCUUCAGGUUUUCUUUAUCUUACUCUUACCUCUGGAAGAUGAUAAAAUGCCAGGAGUGAGGAAGAUAAAGCAUUCCUUCAUUUGAGAGGAAUCUCACAUGCCAGGCAGGGUCCUAGCACUGGGGUUAAAGUGGUGGACUUGUCAGACAAGGUCCUUGCCCCCAUGGCAUUUAUGUUCUAGUAGGGAAACGAUAUUCAAGUAUCUAAAUGAACAGAGAAGAUCAUUUCAAACAUGAGUAAGUGCUAUGGAGAUGAAAUAAAAUAUAAUGUGGUAAAAACUGAUGGGGAAGGGACAGCAUUAGCUGAGGAGGUCAGGAAAGUUGAGAAGGGGGUAUCAUGCUGAGAUCUGAGUGGACUGAGGAAGCAAGCUCUGAACAUGUGGGAGAAGUUUGUGCAGAGGGAACAGCAAGUGCAAAGGCCCUGGGGCCAGGGGGCUUGAGGGUCCUGAAUGAGGGGGAGAGUGACAGAAGAUGCUGGAGAGAGAGGCCAAGACUGUGAUACAGAAUUUGGAUUUUAUUACAUCAAUAGGAAGCCCUUGGAGUAUUUUUUGAACAGGGAAGUGAUGUAGAUUUACAUUCUUAAAAGAUCCUUGGCUGUAUUGUGGAAGGA